Molecule: messenger RNA, 2313 nt
Organism: Neodiprion fabricii
Lineage: Eukaryota; Metazoa; Arthropoda; Insecta; Hymenoptera; Diprionidae
Product: pyrimidine-specific ribonucleoside hydrolase RihA-like
Exons: 5
Coding region: 678-1751 (357 amino acids)
Molecular function (GO): hydrolase activity, hydrolyzing N-glycosyl compounds
Source: RefSeq, a predicted model, not a curated record
CUUUUAAAUGUGUUUUAAUUGGAAUGCCUGUAUCUUUUGAUGAACUUUUAUGUUAAUCUACCGAUUGAUAAAGUUUGUUGGAAACAGUUCAGUGUCACAACGACCUACAUACUCAUGGUCGAACAACGAUCAAAAUAAGUCAAAUAUACUUAUUAGCUUCCCUAUUUUAUGUAAUAUCAUUUUCUCCUAGCGAUAAUUCGGGCCAAGUGCGAGUUCUUGAUCGUGACACAGUUACUCCGUAUUUUGUACUCGUUAAAAUAUUUGAUAAGAUAUUGCAGACAGAUGGAAUAAUUUAUCUAAGCCGAUUAAUAUCCCCCUUCGAAUGACGUACUACUGGUUUUAUAAUGACGAACUACUAUUUCAGUGUGUAAUUUUUCGGACACUGAACGUAGUUGAUGUUUGCAACUUUGUAAAGAUACUAACCAAUAUAGUUGUACAUAUGGUUGUAUAGUUUUUUUUAUCGUCCAGGGACGCGUAACGAAUGACAAAGAAAAAGUGCGUCAAGGUGGCGGAAAUAUUAAUAAUCAAUAACCAUAUUUUUGUCGAAUAAACGUAAACGAUUCGAAUAAUCGUUCGUUAAAUAUCAUCCAAUGUCGCAUUGUCGAGUGUAAAUGGUGGAAAAACAAACAUAUCAUAAGAUACCGGAAUGUAGCUUACUCUGCAUAAAUUGAUAAGGAAUGAACAAAAUGGCGACGGUUAUAAUUAGCACAAAAGUUAAAAAGAAAAAAAUUUACUCUCAACACCGCGUAGCUUCUUGGAUCUGCUUUUUGCCAGAUUGGUUUAUAAGUUGCGUCAUCUCGUCUGUGAUAACGCCAGUAAAGAAAAUGCUAAUCGACACGGACGCGGGAGCUGACGAUGCGGUCGCCAUCAUCAUGGCGACGGAAUCCGAAAAUCUGAACGAGGGACCAGAAAUUGUUGGCAUUACAUGCGUGAAUGGAAAUGCUGACGUCGACAUGAUCGCCCUGAACGUCCUCAAGACUCUCAAGACCGUAAACAGACUCGACAUUCCAGUCUACAAGGGUGCGUCCCAUCCAUUGCUGUUGCCUGAUCAGAACAAGCGCUAUUUCGGCCACGAUGGAUUCGGAGAAUUUUACUACCCUGAUCCACCCUCAACUGACUUGAUCAACCAGAAGGACGCUGUGAGCGCGAUGAUUGAACUCGUAAAGCAGCAUCCAGGCGAGGUCACGAUCCUAGCUUUGGGACCACUGACGAACAUCGCCUUAGCUAUUAGAAUCUAUCCCGAAUUCCUGGAGAAGCUGCAGCAGCUGAUCGUCAUGGGCGGAAGUACCGAAGGUCGAGGAAGCGCGCAGCCUGGAAUCGAAUUCAACUUUGCUGCCGACCCCGCGGCAAACUUCAUCGUGUUCAACUCGUCAACGUCAAGGCCGACGACCCUGAUAUCUCGGGAAACGGCUCGAAGAGCCGGGGUACCGACGAGUUUCAGGAAGUCCUUGUCCAAUUCAAAUAAUACAAAAAUUUGGUUAAUCGAUUCUGCAAUGGCCUCGACUACGAAACCGAACGCAACCUACUCGUAUUGGCCAGACGCGGUAGCCGCCGCUGUCGCCCUGACUUCCGGUAGCAUCGUAACCGAGUCGGAAGCUUACUAUUCGGACGCUAUUUACGAGGGCACGAAAACUGCUGGGAUGAUCGUGGUCGACUACACAAACAUCACCAAGAACGCUGCCAACACGAACGUCAUUCAAAACGUAAACGCGACCGUUUACCUGCAACUACUUUCAAGAUACUUCCUGUAAUUAUAAUUGAUCGGACUAGUCACUCUUUUUAGGAACUUUUGGUACUAAAAAUUGUCAAUUUAACGGAAUUCGCUGUUAAUAUUAAGACGAUUCAAAUAUUAUCCUCAGUCAACACGCAAAAUUUCACGUUACAAACGCAGAAUGGACAUUGUAAGAUUCCCGGUAAUCAUUUGUUACAAGCAAUAUGAUGCCUUGUGUAACGUAGGCAUGUAUUUGUGCGAGUGUUGUCAUAGUGGUCUAAGAACGAGCUGAUGAACCAGGAGGUCAGUCGUGACACGAGUGUCGUCAGAUUAACUACCACAAAAACUCUGUAUAUAGUUCGAAUUUCUAUGACACCUUGAAUGCAUCCAAAUUAAAUUCAAUCCAUGUAUUCAUUUCCUACUCCACCACCCUUGGUCGUAGCUACGUUAGUUGCAACAUUAUCGAAUACCAAUUAUCAAGAAUUCACAUCUUAUUCUACACGUGAACAACUGGAUUACCUGCUUGCUUGACUUUUCCAGUAAACAGCGAAUGUUACGCAAGAAACAUGGCCGAAACGUUAUCGUUUAAUCGAAAUAAUGAU